Photinus pyralis (common eastern firefly) is the source of this 1658-nucleotide messenger RNA. RefSeq names its product 3-hydroxy-3-methylglutaryl-coenzyme A reductase-like. The transcript is spliced from 5 exons. Gene Ontology annotation, cellular component: endoplasmic reticulum membrane; peroxisomal membrane. Bases 14 to 1555 code for a protein of 513 amino acids. NCBI's taxonomy places the organism in Eukaryota, Metazoa, Arthropoda, Insecta, Coleoptera, Lampyridae. Gene Ontology annotation, molecular function: hydroxymethylglutaryl-CoA reductase (NADPH) activity; protein binding. Gene Ontology annotation, biological process: isoprenoid biosynthetic process; coenzyme A metabolic process; sterol biosynthetic process. The record is from RefSeq and is a predicted model, not a curated record.
GUUACUAGCUUUCAUGGCUAAGCUUGUUUUACGUGACAAUAAACCAACAAUUCCGGAGGACAAUAUGAAAUCCUUUAUAAAAGACGAAUCAAAAACGCGAAAAAUACCGACAUUUUAUUUGGAUUAUCAAGAGAAUGAGGAAAGGUUUGUGGAAGAUAAGCAUGUGCAGACAGAUUUUGAGCGUAUACCAGACACCAAAGUCUACAAGGAACCCGAACCUCGCGCCUUGAGCGAGUGUUUACAGAUUUAUCAAAUUAAUUUAGAAGCGUCAUUACUCACCGACAAGGAGGUAAUCAUGCUCGUAAUGGAAAACUAUAUCUCCCCAUACCGAAUUGAAAAAGCUGUAGAUAAUGCUGAUCGCGGGGUAAGAAUACGAAGAAGCUAUCUGGAAUCACUAAAGGAUUCGUCUUUACCGCUCGCUGAAUUGCCUUUUGAGCAUUACGAUUACAGCAAGGUCAUGAAUGCUUGCUGCGAAAACGUCAUUGGUUACGUGCCAAUCCCGGUCGGUGUUGUGGGACCCCUGUCUCUAGAUGAACGUGUUGUGUAUGUGCCAAUGGCUACCACGGAGGGAUGCUUAGUUGCCAGCGUAAAUAGAGGUUGCAGAGCACUUUUCAAAUCCGGAAUUACCACAAGGGUAGUUGCUGAUGGUAUGACCAGAGGGCCCGUUGUUCGGUUUCCUUCUAUUAAAGAAGCUAGCGAAGCAAUGAAAUGGGUCGAAGAUGCAAACAAUUUUGACUUAAUUAAAGAACAGUUUGAUUCAACCAGUCGAUUUGCCCGUUUAUCGAAAAUAUUUAUCCGUAUUGCUGCACGGUACUUAUUUAUACGUUUUAUUGCAACGACUGGAGACGCAAUGGGAAUGAAUAUGGUUUCAAAAGCUACUGAACUAUCUCUCAAGAUGAUUCAGGUUCAUUUUCCUAACAUGGACAUUUUAAGCAUUAGCGGAAACUUUUGCGCGGACAAAAAAGUUGCGGCAAUAAACUGGGUGGAAGGAAGAGGAAAGUCUGUUGUGUGUGAAGCCAUAGUUCCGGGCGAGACUGUAAGUUCGGUUUUGAAAACAACGGUUCAAUCUUUGGUGGAAUGCAAUUUUGCCAAAAACAUGGUUGGUUCUUCCGUUGCCGGAAGUAUGGGUGGUUUCAAUGCACAUGCGGCGAAUGUUGUUACGGCGAUAUUUAUUGCUACUGGUCAAGAUCCUGCACAAAAUGUAACUAGUAGCAAUUGCAUUACAAUAAUGGAACCUCAUGGGACAUACGGUGAAGAUCUUUAUAUAUCAUGCAGUAUGCCUUCCCUUGAAGUUGGAACUAUUGGUGGUGGUACGAUCCUUCCAGCACAAGGAGCUUGUCUCGACAUUCUUGGGGUAAAAGGCGCCAGCCCAUCGAAACCUGGAGAAAAUUCAUCUCAACUGGCUAGGAUCGUGUGCGCAACAGUGUUAGCCGGAGAAUUGUCUUUGAUGUCAGCCUUAACUGUCGGCCAUGUUGUCAAGAGUCAUCUACGGUACAAUAGAUCUUCUACGGCGAUAUGUAAUGAUUUAGUAAAUAGCUUGAAAGUGCCCUUUUAAUAACCUGUUUCAUAAAAAUUUCACCAAUAGAUAGUGAGGAGGUAUUCUUCGACGAAUUGUCUGUAUUUUAAUUUAAAUUCGAUUUUUAAUGUAUUGCUUUAAU